GAAAAUAUUAAGGAAAAGUGGCGUAAAUAAGAAAAAAAAGGCAAAGAUUAGAGAUGUGGGAUUUUAUAACUUGUGGUAUCUUAAAAUACUAGUAUAAGAUAAACCCUAUGCAAAACGAAUAAUAUAACCUUUAUUAAUCAUCAUAACCUAGAAAACCGAUAAAUAUAUAUAUAAAAACCAGUGUAAUUAGUAAAAAACAAAAAAACUGUCCCUUGGAAGUGAGACGGCCCACAGAGUCGCGCCAAAAACGUGGAUCUACAGGCCAGGCAUCUUAUGUUUAACCAGGUGUACAAGGUGCUGGCUUUCAAGGGCCCCUCCACACCUACAGACACACGCACACACCACCAGAUACAGGAAGAAUUAAUUGAUGAGCUACAGAACUACAGCAUCGUUCAGGUGGCAGCCGGAGACCAGCACUCUCUUGCUCUCACCUCCUGGGGCCUGAUCUACGCACGGGGUGACAAUGGGUACGGUCAGCUUGGCGUCAACUCCUGCGACAGUCACACCGCCACACGCAAGCUUGUCAAGAGUCUGGCCAGGAAGGUGACAGUGCAGCUGGCCUGUGGCGCCAACCACACCCUUGCCUUGACUGCUGAUGGUGACAAAAUACCUUCGGCCAGUUGGCACUUAGACACCGACAGGGGCCCCAGAAAGACCCUGCCCUGGUGACCUCCUUGGCUGGCACCCUCUUAGUCCUGCUGGCCGCUGCGGGUCACCACUCUGCUGCCGUGACCCAGGCCGGCUACCUGCUGUUGUGGGGGUCAAACAAGCAGGGUCAACUGGGCUAUACUCCCAAGGAUGAUCCUCUUGUUAGUGACACCCCAGCGUUGGUGCCGAAUUUGGCCUCUUAUUCUGAACCAAUUGGGUAUGUGGCACUUGGGGAGAGCCACACAGCGGCACUCGACUCUUUAGGGAAGCUGUGGACCUCUGGGUAUGGACGCUGUGGGCAGCUUGGUCACGGCACGACAGAUAACUGCCCCAUUCCUCGCACUGUGCUUGACCUGUGUGGCUCAGAGGUCGGCCAGGUCGCCUGCGGGAGAGGUCAUACCCUGGUCUACAUCCCCUUGCAGGGCCACGUGUAUGCAUUUGGCCAGGGGCUCUGAGGGCAGCUGGGCACCAAGACUCCACACAGCAGGGAAUUACCUCAAGGGGUAGUGUGCCCAUGGGUGUCCCCAGGGGGUGCCAGCGGAGGACAGCCCCAGUGUGUGUUUGAGGCAGAUCUUCGCAGGGGGGACGUCAGCAUGGCCACCGUCAGCAGGGAGAGUGGGGGUGCUGAGGACUUGCAUCCCUCCCCUACCCCAAUCAAAUGCCCUCUCUCUCACAAUUCAAGAACAUAUGAUUAAGAAACUUCUGUCAAUUGAGGAAGAAGACAUGAUUGAUGACGAUUUGUUUACGUACACAGAGACAGUGUUUGCCUCAGUGUGCGCUUGGAACAGCUCCCUCACGCUUGCUGGCUUGCACAAACACACACACGGGCUGGACUACCGUUUGGCUGAGGACUGUGUGGCUCAGAUUGGCCGGAUUGCAAGGGAGACCAUCCAGGAAGUGGCGAGUGCGUGCGUUUGUGUGCGUUUCACUGCAUUUUACUGAAGGUUUCCCAGGACAAAACAGGACAAACCGACCUGCUGGCAUUUCACACGCAGAAUCUCACAAGCGUCCACUGAUCCAUUACCGAGCUAAUCCAAACGUAUCCAAACGUCCACAGGUUCGUACUGGCAUUCAAAACGUGGCCAAGAGUCUUCCUUCGCAUCCCCCCAGCCAGGACGCCUUACGCUGUUAUGUCCUUCCCCUGUACAAGGACUUCACUGACCCUAAACAAACGGCCAAACUCCAAACGCCGUAUGCUGAGGGAGUGUUGAAGCUUGACAAGGAGAUGGCGGAGGUGUUCAGGACUUUCCACUAAGGCUGGUUACUGUGUACAAGAAUGUGGUGGUACAAAUACUGAAUUUUGCUCACCAAUCUAGCUCUGAGAGACCGGCGUGCCCUUGUGCCUCCCCUGCGGCUGUUGUCCCUGGUCCACGGUCUGAACUUCCAAGCCGGCUGCCGAGUGGGGCGGUUGAACUACGACGACUUUUACAUCCCAGAAAUUGCAGAGAAAAUUGAUAUUAGGAAUGAUUACUUGAACUGGAUGAACAGCAGGCUUCACCCGAUGUCCAGGAGGGAGAGUCCAAUCCUGUUCUGUGAGUAUCCAUUCUUGUUCGACCCUCAGGCCAAGACGCUGCUGCUCAGGUGUGACGCCACUCGGCAGGGCGAAUGUUUCCCAGACCACCCGGUCAUACGCACGUUCUGGGAAGUAUUUCACAAACUCUCCCUGGAGCAGAAGAAGUGGUUUUUGAAGUUCCUGACGGGCACUGACAGGGUUCCUAUUCUGGGCAUGAAGGCACUCAAGUUGAUGAUCCAAAGCACAGCAGACGACAGCUUCCUUCCGGUCGCACACACCUGCAUCGCCCAACUCGACCUGCCAAAAUACAACACCAAAGAGAAGCUGAAAUACAAACUUCUACAGGCCGUACAGCAGAGUGAAGGGUUCGGCCUGGUGUGAGGGUGUCAGGGGGUGUUGACGGGGUGUGAGGGGGUGUUGAAGGGUGUGAGGGGGUCAGGGGGAGGCUGUGUGAGUUGGAUAAGAGUGACCUUGUGUGUGGGAGGAAGUGCCUGUUAAGAAAAUAGAAUAUAUAGAAAUUAAUAGAAAAUAUAUGUAAUAGUUUACAGAAUUAUUAUUAUUAUUAUUAUUAUUAUUAUUAUUAUUAUUAUUAUCAAAUUGAGUAUAUUUUUUAGUCUUGUUACAAAAAAAAAUGAGUGAAAUAAAGAAAAUGAAAAAGGUAA
Messenger RNA from Scylla paramamosain (green mud crab), 2823 nucleotides. RefSeq names its product probable E3 ubiquitin-protein ligase HERC4. Lineage: Eukaryota; Metazoa; Arthropoda; Malacostraca; Decapoda; Portunidae. Gene Ontology annotation, biological process: protein polyubiquitination. The transcript has 14 exons. Gene Ontology annotation, molecular function: ubiquitin protein ligase activity. Bases 2129 to 2542 code for a protein of 137 amino acids. The record is from RefSeq and is a predicted model, not a curated record.